GACGAUCUGCAGAGCUUGACCGAGAUAUCGAAACGAUGGACGAGCUGAUGUCAAAUGAAGUGUGAAAUAAGUGGACGACGAUCGGAGCCAGAAACGAACCUCGGCUCGUGCCAAUCAAUCUCCCCGCAAUUCUUCCUGACACUCGCAUUCCUUCUCAUUGCUCCUGCAGCCUCCAACCUCAACCAAGCAACGCCUCUGAGACCUCCCUCGACAUGUUACACUUCCGCACCGAAGGAUACAACGGUUAUGCGGUCAAAUACUCCCCGUUUUUCGACAACCGACUGGCAGUAGCGUCAUCGGCCAACUUCGGCCUAGUCGGCAAUGGACGUUUGUUCAUUCUUGAAUUGACCCCCCAGGGCAUCGUGCCUGCUAAAUGGUUCACUACUCAAGAUUCCCUCUAUGACCUCGCCUGGUCCGAAGCCAACGAACACCAAGUCCUAACCGCCUCUGGAGACGGCAGUAUCAAGCUCUUUGAUUGCACACUCAAUGAUUUCCCCAUCCAGGGUUGGAAAGAACACAAUCGUGAAGUCUUUAGCGUCAGCUGGAACCUGGUUUCGAAGGACACCUUCUGCUCAAGCAGCUGGGAUGGCACAGUUCGCAUUUGGUCUCCGCAUCGCCCGCAUUCCCUCAUGACCCUUCCCACCCACAGCUGUACCUACUCUGCCGACUUCACGCCACACUCUCCAGACAUUCUCUCCUGCGUCGCUUCAGAUUCAUAUCUCCGCAUAUACGAUCUCCGUACACCGGCUUCGGCCUCAAAUCACCUCACCCUCCAGAUCCCAAUCCACGCAGCUCCUGUUUCUCCGAUACCGGGCAAACCGGGUGCCCCGCCGGCUGCAUGCCCACCUUCUGAAGCACUCACACACGACUGGAACAAGUAUCGGCCAUCGGUAGUUGCUGUCGCAGGCGUUGACCGCACAAUACGCACAUUUGACAUUCGCGCUCCGCAACAAGGGCCACAGACUGUGAUGAUCGGUCACGACUAUGCCGUUCGCCGGGUUGCAUGGUCACCACACCUCUCAAAUAUCCUGCUCAGUGCUAGCUACGAUAUGACAUGUCGUGCUUGGAGCGACCAGUCCCCCGCCGGCGUAAUCGGAGAUACAGACCUUAUGCGGUCUGGGCCUACGCCGAUCAUGGGUGCCGAGCUUGGCCGAAUGAACCAGCAUACCGAGUUUGCGACGGGCGUCGAUUGGUGUCUUUUCGGAAGCGAGGGGUGGUGCGCGAGCGUUGGGUGGGAUGAGAGCGUGUAUGUAUGGGACGUUCGAGCUGUGAUGGGAUAGAAUACGGCGUUUACCCUUUUCAAUCUUCAUUCCUCUUUUAUUCACUGGAUUCUUCUCUGUAUUGGAUAUUAGAUCGCAUGACACAUGAUACCUUUUUUUAUUUUCUCUUACUUUUGGCUCACUAUUUUUCUUUUUUAUCACUUUCUUCCAUGUUCAUUUUUGGACUUAAGGAAUAGGAAUGCCCCAUCCAG
Aspergillus versicolor CBS 583.65 is the source of this 1471-nucleotide messenger RNA. It is a transcript of the gene pex7, whose product is annotated as putative peroxisome biosynthesis protein (Peroxine-7). Lineage: Eukaryota; Fungi; Ascomycota; Eurotiomycetes; Eurotiales; Aspergillaceae. The record is from RefSeq and is a predicted model, not a curated record. Bases 213 to 1280 code for a protein of 355 amino acids. The transcript is spliced from 2 exons. Gene Ontology annotation, cellular component: peroxisomal matrix; cytosol. Gene Ontology annotation, biological process: protein import into peroxisome matrix. Gene Ontology annotation, molecular function: protein binding.